Messenger RNA from Pseudogymnoascus verrucosus, 3153 nucleotides. RefSeq lists its product as uncharacterized. The transcript has 4 exons. Gene Ontology annotation, molecular function: polygalacturonase activity. The record is from RefSeq and is a predicted model, not a curated record. NCBI's taxonomy places the organism in Eukaryota, Fungi, Ascomycota, Leotiomycetes, Thelebolales, Thelebolaceae. The coding region runs from base 727 to 3102 and encodes 791 amino acids.
CAUCCACCAUCAUCCGCCAUCAAACAUCCUCCUUCUCCAAUUAUCCUAACAACUGCCGAUCGCUAUGGUUCCGACAGCGGUGAUCUGUACCUUACUGUGCUACAACGUGCGCAAGGUGAUACAAUGCCAGGCCAAUGCCUAUUACUGUAUCUCCGAAUCUGCAUGCCCACUCCACAGGUUCUCGGGAUGGUUGGCAUAUGGCACCUCCACGUCUUAAAGCUCGUACAAUUCGUACACUUCUACAAGGGAGUUGAUGAUAGUGCUGACCGGGAAUCUAAAACCAGCCUUCCCAUGCGCCACUAACCAUGCUGUCCUCUUGCGCUGAGUCUAGUAUCAACGUGCCUUGCUUAGCCAUGGAUAGGUUCCGAGCUUCCUCUCUGGUUCCGAGAUUUGACGCCAAUGGCCUAAGUCAGGUACUGUGAUCCGUAUGGCCACCAAGGAUGUGGUAGGUUCUGGGUGCACUACUCGCAGGGGCUGAAAGCUAGCUCUGUUUGUAGCAAUACCGUACAACGGCGUUGAAACGGCGAGGACGCCGAAGCGCGUCGGGGGAAUGUCGAUGUUGGCCGUCGAAGGAGGCAAUCAUAUAUAAAAAGUAAGUUCCCUCUUUUGGUCUCUGGUUACGGGCCUCAAGAGAGCUAUUUUUAUUCGUCCUUGACACUAUUGUUUCUCAUCUGUGUUGAUCUAUGUCAAACUGAAAGCGUCCUAUAUUUCUAAAUUUCCUAUACAAUGCGGGGUCUUCUGACUGUGGCAUCUGUGCUCCCGUUAUCUUUGGCUGCUGCGGUCAUCCGUGAUGUUUUCGAUGAUGCACGCCUCCAAAAGCCCCGUGCGGAUUCCCUGCUAGAGAGAGCAGCGUGCACCGGCCCCAUCGCAAGCAAGCCUUCCAAGUACUGGCUUGAUGAGCAGGACCACACAGGCGCAGCAAGAGGAAUUGCACCAUUCACUGACAACAGUGAUCAAUAUCCUGUAUUCAGGAACGUUCUUGACUUCAAAGUUGCCAAUGAUGGCACAGGCGACCAGUCCGGAAACCUGCAAGAUGCCAUCAACUCCGAUGGCAACGGCGGUUCCCGUUAUCAGAACGGCUUGACCACCAAGCCAGCAGAGAUUUACCUCCCGGGUGGAACUUAUCAAAUAUCCAAGGUUUGGGAUCUCCGCGUGGGCACGAUUAUUGUGGGCGACCCAAAUGAUCCGCCAGUUAUCAAGGCUUCGGCCGAUUUUGAUGGAGACGCCGUUGUCAAUGGCUACGAUUUUGGAGUCGGUGCGCCGGAGACGAGCUUCAUGACUCUUAUCAAAAAUAUUGUCAUUGACACAACUGCCAUUGAUAAGGACAAGGCUGUUAUGGCCCUUAACUGGGGUGUUGCCCAAGGCGCAGGCAUGGCAAACAUCAAGAUUGUGAUGCCCGAGGACUCCAAAGGACACACAGGAAUCGUUCUUAAGGGCGGUUCCACUAUUGCCGUGACUGAUGUGAAUAUCCACGGCGGCGCGGUUGGUAUCCAGAACUCGAACCAGCAGGUUAACUUCAAGAACAUCUAUUUUAACCGUAGCUCUACUGCCUACGCUGCUACCGGUGGCUGGACGUCGCUUCUCCAAGGCGUCACUUUCGACACAUGCGGACGGGGCGUCGACCUUACCAAGGGAGGUAAUGCCGGGUCGUUGGUUCUCCUGGACUCCAAGUCGGUCAAUUCCGGCCCAGUUAUUAAAUUUGCCGAUUCAUCCAACGCCAAUGGCGACCGCAACAACCAGAUCGUAAUCGAGAACCUCGAGCAUGACACUACGAACCCCAUCGCCGUCAAGGCCGAUGACACUGUUGCGCUUGAUGCCGCCGAUACCAUCGACACUUGGGUGUGGGGAAAUGCCGAUCCCGGCGGAUACGUGACUGGAACCCAGUAUAAGACGGUUCGUCCUGACGCCCUUCUCAAAGAUGGGAAGUACUUCACCAAGGAGGCACCCACCUACGGCGAGUUCGCGAGCGAUCAGAUUGUCAAUGUCAAGAGUGUCACGAAUUACUCAGUUAAGGGUGAUGGGAAGACUGAUGAUGCUGCAUCUCUGAAUGCGAUCCUCCUCGACAAUGCUGCCAAUUGCAAGAUCACGUAUUUCCCAUACGGCGUGUAUAUUGUGAAGGAUACCCUAUACAUUCCUCCCGGAUCCCGCAUCAUUGGCGAGGCAUGGGCUGUUGUAUCCGGAGCUGGUGAUAAGUUCAAGGACGACUCAAACCCCGCACCCGUCAUCAAAGUCGGCAACGACGGCGAGACCGGCGUCGCAGAAAUCCAAGACAUGCGCUUCACCGUCUCCGAAGUCCUCCCCGGCGCCAUCAUCCUCGAGGUAAACAUGGCCGGCACCUCCCCCGGCGACGUCGGCCUCUGGAACACCAUCGUCACCAUCGGCGGCACAGCCGACACCGCCAUCCACGAAUCCUGCACCGACCAAGACACACACAGCUGCAAGGCCGCCUUCCUCGCCGUACACCUGACCAAGAAUUCAUCCUCCUACUUCCAGAACCUCUGGGCCUGGACUGCAGACCAUAAUGUUGACGGUGGACCGAACCAGAUCAUCGCUACUGGUCGCGGCGUCCUCGUCGAAGCUACAAAGGGGACUUGGCUGGUUGGUAGCGGCUCGGAGCAUCAUUGGCUGUAUAACUACAAUUUCGGUGCAGCUGAAAACGUCUUCGCAGGUCUCCUACAAACUGAGACGCCGUAUAACCAAGGCGACCAAGCUACGCUCACCCUACCCGACCCCUGGACCGCUGAGGCAGCAUACCACGACCCCGACUACACCUGGUGCGCCCCAGACGACCAGAAGUGCCGCACCGCGCUCGCAGUCAACGUCGACGGCGGGAAGGACAUCUUCCUGUACAACUCCGCGUCCUGGGCGUUCUUCCACGGGCCAUGGGACGGGUCGUAUAGUAAGACGGCGUGCGAUGGGACGUGUCAGACGAAUAUGAAUCGUGUGGCGAAUGAUCCGGAUAAUUUGGCGUGGUAUGCGAUUAAUAUUAAGUCGGCGGAUACGCUGGUGUUGGAUGGGAAGGGGAAUCCGUCGAAGGAUAAUAAUCCGGGGAGUUGGGGGGGGAAUUUGGUGGCUUAUAGGGAGUUUGCUAAUGAGGGUUAGGGGAGGGGAUUUGAUGGUAUUUGUCGAGAUAUCCGUUGGUUAGCGAGCGGG